Messenger RNA from Ahaetulla prasina, 1308 nucleotides. RefSeq names its product paired box 2 (gene PAX2). Gene Ontology annotation, biological process: regulation of transcription by RNA polymerase II; anatomical structure development. Gene Ontology annotation, molecular function: DNA-binding transcription factor activity, RNA polymerase II-specific; RNA polymerase II cis-regulatory region sequence-specific DNA binding. Lineage: Eukaryota; Metazoa; Chordata; Lepidosauria; Squamata; Colubridae. The record is from RefSeq and is a predicted model, not a curated record.
UCGAACCUCCGAGGCGAAACGGCGGCUUCAGCCGACUUCUUCCCUUUCCUCUGCCUCCCCAUGGAUAUGCACUGCAAAGCAGACCCCUUCUCCGCGAUGCACCCAGGGCACGGGGGUGUCAACCAGCUCGGGGGGGUGUUUGUAAACGGCAGGCCCUUACCGGACGUGGUGCGGCAGAGGAUCGUGGAGCUGGCUCACCAGGGCGUGCGGCCUUGCGACAUCUCCCGGCAGUUGCGGGUCAGCCACGGCUGUGUCAGCAAGAUCCUGGGCAGGUAUUACGAGACUGGGAGCAUCAAACCCGGCGUGAUUGGUGGCUCCAAGCCCAAGGUGGCUACCCCCAAAGUCGUGGAUAAAAUCGCAGAGUACAAAAGGCAGAACCCCACCAUGUUCGCCUGGGAGAUCCGUGACCGGCUCCUGGCCGAGGGCAUCUGCGACAACGACACCGUCCCCAGCGUCUCCUCCAUCAACCGGAUCAUCAGAACCAAAGUACAACAGCCUUUCCACCCAACACCGGAUGGGAGCGGAACAGGAGUAACUGCACCUGGACAUACUAUAGUUCCCAGUACAGCUUCCCCUCCUGUCUCCAGUGCCUCCAAUGAUCCAGUGGGCUCCUACUCCAUUAAUGGGAUUCUGGGGAUUCCUCGAUCAAAUGGUGAGAAGAGGAAACGUGAUGAAGAAGUAACAGAAAGCUCGGUCCCCAAUGGCGAUUCCCAGAGCAGUGUGGAUAGUUUGCGGAAGCAUCUUCGUGCCGAUACUUUCACACAACAGCAACUGGAAGCAUUAGAUCGCGUCUUUGAGCGGCCUUCUUACCCUGAUGUCUUUCAGGCAUCAGAGCACAUCAAAUCUGAGCAGGGUAAUGAGUAUUCCCUCCCAGCUCUGACCCCUGGUCUUGAUGAAGUCAAGUCAAGUCUAUCCACCUCUGCUAACCCAGACCUGGGAAACAACGUGUCAGGACCCCAGACAUACCCUGUAGUGACUGGUCGUGACAUGGCGAGCACAACCUUGCCUGGCUACCCACCACAUGUUCCACCAACUGGACAAGGCAGUUACCCAACAUCAACUCUUGCAGGAAUGGUGCCUGGGAGUGAAUUCUCAGGCAAUCCUUACAGCCACCCUCAGUACACAACCUACAAUGAGGCUUGGAGGUUCAGCAAUCCUGCAUUACUAAGUUCCCCUUAUUAUUAUAGUGCCACAUCCCGGGGCUCCGCACUCCCACUGCUGCCGCUGCCUAUGACCGCCACUAACUACCAUGGAAACCACAUGAAACUGCAGGGUGACAGCCUAGGCCUCCAUAUUGUACCUGUCUGA